Messenger RNA from Xiphias gladius (swordfish), 3075 nucleotides. RefSeq names its product neurochondrin (gene ncdn). The record is from RefSeq and is a predicted model, not a curated record. Gene Ontology annotation, biological process: regulation of neuronal synaptic plasticity; neuron projection development. The transcript has 8 exons. Bases 109 to 2583 code for a protein of 824 amino acids. Gene Ontology annotation, cellular component: dendrite. NCBI's taxonomy places the organism in Eukaryota, Metazoa, Chordata, Actinopteri, Istiophoriformes, Xiphiidae.
CGCUGUCAUUGGUUCGUUGUAGCUUUAUUUUGACGGUCUACUUCCGGAGAGUGCUCGACGGGCUGCUGUCGCGCGUGGAGGGGCUAUCUACAAAUCGCCAAGGUCAUAAUGGCUGACAGUGCCGACGUUACGCCUGUCGUGAGCAGCCAGACUCCUGAAAAAGGGGAGCAGGGAGGAGGAGAAGGUGGAGGACGCUCAGACACGGAUGGGGAAGAUGGAGGAGGUUUGACUGAUGUUCAGAGAGAGGUGUUGGAGAGGUGUCUUCACGCACUCAAGCAUGCUAAAAAUGACAGUCACACGCUGGCUGCUCUUCUGUUGAUCACUCGUUUGUGCCCAGCAAGCCAACUAGACAAACCCACCUUGAGACGCAUUUUUGAGGCCGUGGGACUAAACCUCCCAGCUCGGCUUUUGGUGACAGCGGUCAGAGGGCAUGACAACACUGGCUUACCCCCACAUGAACUCCUUUCAUUGGGUACAGCUCUGUUGGCUGCCCUGAGCACAGACCAAGACAUGGCCUCCCAUCCCCAGCUCCUCACCACCAUCCCGCUCCUGCUGGGCAUUUUAGCGAAUGGUCCCACGUCAAACCCGCAGAAACAGGCUGCCCAGGAACAGAACCAAGCUGGAGAGAAGGGGCAGAGCCCAGAUGCUAAAGUACAAUCAGCAGAGAGUUCAAGCCCAGAAAGUAAUCCUGCCAAUGUGGCAGAAUCAGCAGGAGAGAGCAAGACCUGCGAGCAAAAGGGCGACGAUGGCAGUACAUCAAAAAGAGUGUCGACAUCUAAAGAAACGUCACUGUCUGCAAAUCUCGAUGAGGCAAUGGCUGCUGACUGCUACCAGGUACUGACAGCUGUGCGUGCCUUACCUAGGGGUCCUGACCAGCUCCUGAGCAGGGGUGCUGUCCCUGCUCUGUGUCAAGCAGUGGAACAAAACCAGACUUUCAGCCAUGAGAGGGGGCUUGCCUUGCUUGGUGUCCUCCUCUCAGGUAAAACCAAGGACAAAGCGUGGAGUAAACACUCUGCAGAACUCCUCACUCUGCUGGUCAGGCUCUCUAAAGACUUCUGCCAGUCUAAAGACCAGGCCAGACUGGACAUGUGUUCCCAGCUGGUGCAGUUUCUCCCCCCAGUAGGAGUGGCAGUAGAGAGUGAAGAGCUGAAGGGAGUCGUGAGCCGUGUGUGGGGGGUAUUGAGACCCAUGAUGCAGGCUAAGUUGACACCGAGGCAGAUCGGGCCGAUCCUGGUACUCUGUGCAUGUCUGCUGGAUUUGUAUGGGUGGGAGCUAGUGGGACCGCCAAAGUUCUGCUGCCUACUGGUGAACCGGGCCUGUGUGGAGGUCAGAAUGGGCCUGGAGGAACCUCCUGGUAACGAGCUGAGCCCAGAGCUGCAGCACACACUCACAGGCUGUUACCGAAUCAUGGAGGCUGCCAUAGAGCAGGCCUGCAGUCCGGCCCUGUCGCAGACCGCUGCACCUCCCCAGAGCUCCAUCUCCUCAAUCAGUCUGCAGCAGGGCAGGCAGGUCGUCGGGGUUCUGGAGGAGGCCUUCUCCGCUAUAAUGUACCACCUGCAACAGGUCGAUGCGAGUCAAUAUGGUGACCCUUUCAUUUUUGCCACAUUCCGCUCUCUGUGUUCAUGGCUGGCCGAGGAGACUUCCUGUCUGAAGGAGGAAGUGACUGCACUGCUGCCUUUCCUGAUCAGCUACUCCCGGAGCCACCUGCGGAGCGAGAGCCCCGAGCAGGGCCUCUCUGACUGGAUGGCCACGAUGUCUGUCUCUGAGGAGAGAGGGCCCUGGACGGGCAAAGAACCUCUGAGGUAUCUCCUCCCGGCUCUGUGCCACCUGUCAGCGGAGGAAGAUCCCAGGAAGGUGCUGCUCACGCUCGACACCCCGGCCCUGCUGGUGGACUUUUUGUCCCAGAGCUGGAGUUCCCUCAAGGGGAAAAGUGGGAUGGCGUCGGCCAGGGAUCCCAGCAUGGAGACGGCCUGCUCAGCCCUCCUCAACUUCACCGUCACAGAACCAGAGAGAGUCAGGAAGGACCCAUGUUUUAGAACCCUAGAGGCUCUUCUGAGUGAAGCACUUCCAGUUUUGGUGCAUAAACCCUGUCUCCUGGUCCUAGCAGCAAAUUACUGCACUUUGGGACUAAUGAUUGGCAGACUCAAAUCAGCUCCUUCAGGAUCAGUGGAAGCGGGCCAGAGGCGUUUCUUCUCGUCAGCUCUCCGGUUCCUCUGCGGUGCCCUGGACUCUGGCUCCAGCCCCGGUUCGGUUAAGGUGAGCGUCAGCUGGGAGGAGAGCUGGGAGGAGGCUGCGGAGCUCUGGAGAUUGGGCUUGCAGGCUUUGGGAGGCUGCGUCCGCGCUCAGCCCUGGAUCACCACCCUGGUCAGAGAGGAAGGUUGGCUCAAGCACACACUCGCCAUGCUGGGUCAGUGUAGCGCACUUCCUGACCAGCACACGCAGGAGCCGCUAGAGGAAGCUCUGUGUGCCAUGGCGGAGCAGUGCCCGGUCUGUAAGCAGGAGAUUGGAGACAUGAUGAUGAGAAAUGAUAAAGGAGCUUUGAACUGUAUGAGGAACCUGAAGAGGUCAGUGGGAGUGAAGUGAAAGCGAGCUGCUGCCGAUGGACUAUGUGCUCUUUGAUGGAGUAUUUUUAACUUGCAGAGUUGAAAAUGAAGUCGCACUAUGAAAAUAAAAAAGCACAGCUAUUAAUGAAGCCAAACUGGUGUGGUUAUUAGUCAUACCAAUCUGACAUGGAUAAUGUGUACUCAGGCUUUUUUGAAAUGAGAUGAAAAGCCCAAAAUGCCUAAGCCCACACAGAAAAGGGGGAAAACGAUGUAUUUCUGUGUAUCAUAUUUUUCAGUGUAAAUAGUGUAAUUCUACCCUGAUAACGAGACUGAGAUGCCUUUUUGUUUUCACUAUUUGCAUCAGUGAAAAAAUCUGAGGAGUGGGCCUCCAAUUCGUUGACAACCAGGUAAAUGUAAAUGCCUGUUGAGACGGCUGUGCUCUCCACGUGGAACGGAAAAACAUACAAGCUGUUUCUUACACGUGAAUGCUGAAAUGUGAAUGCAUUUAAUAAAGAAUUAUUUUGUUAGAGAA